Molecule: messenger RNA, 936 nt
Organism: Oryza sativa Japonica Group (Japanese rice)
Lineage: Eukaryota; Viridiplantae; Streptophyta; Magnoliopsida; Poales; Poaceae
Product: putative gamma-glutamylcyclotransferase At3g02910
Cellular component (GO): cytosol
Molecular function (GO): gamma-glutamylaminecyclotransferase activity
Source: RefSeq, a predicted model, not a curated record
AAGCCUCAAAACACCAACCAACCAACCAAAGAAAGAAAAGCUCGACUCGAGCUCGCCGCGAUUGAAUCGCGCAUGGGCACGGCGGCGGGCGACGCGGCGGAGCAGCCACCGGCGGCGCCGGAGGCGAAGAGGGCGGCGGCUCCACGGACGCUGGUGUUCACGUACGGCACGCUGAAGAGGGGCUUCUCCAACCACGGCCUCCUCCAGGACCUGGCCCGGGACGGCGACGCCUCCUUCGUGGGCGCCGCCACCACCGCGCCGCGCCUCCCGCUCGUCUGCGGGCCCUACCGCGUCCCCUUCCUCCUCAACCUCCCCGGCGCCGGACACCGCGUCUCCGGCGAGCUCUACGCCGUCACGCCGCGCGGGCUCGACCGCCUCGACGAGCUGGAGGGCGUCUCCCGCGCGCACUACGAGCGCCUCCCCAUCUCCGUCCUCCUCGCCGAGGGCGCCCAGGUCGACGCCGUCGCCUACUACGCGCACCGCGGCUACGCCGACGACCUGUGGGCGCGCAGCGGCAAGAAGGGGUACCCGGAGUACUCGCCGGCCGUCGCCGACGGCUACAUCCGCCGCAAGGAUCGGCCGCAGCAGCUCACCUUCCUGGAGCAGAUUCGGGUGUUCGUCUCAUCGCAGUCAUCGUAGAACCCAUCAAUUAAUCUCUUUUCUUUUCUUAAUCUAUUUUUCUUCUCUUUGCAAUCACUCCUCCUAUUUGUGCGAUAGCGUGCAUGGGCCAUGUGACAAUCUCUUGUGAUGAAUGGAUGAUCACGCGUGCUACCUAACCUACCAGAUCGCCAUAUCAGGCUAUCGCUGAUCGCGUGAUCUGUAGUAUCACAUCCGUUUGUGUGGGGGUAAAAUCAGCCAUCUUCCUGUAAUAAAAUAGAAUGAUUUUCCAUUAGACUCACUGAUCAUUGGCUGUGAAAUUUGCCGGCCGCCUGUUCA